AUGAAGUAUCUAUAUUAUACAGUGGUCAACGUCUCAUCUCCCACUAAAGCAUUGCUAGUACUAGAUGAGGAAGGGAAACUUUACUACGCGUCCCUUGGAUCAAACUCAGAUCUUUUACGCAAGAUUUUAGUGAAAGAUUUUCAACCUAUCAAGACCCAUAAGUUGAAAUCUUUGUCUACCAUAGGCAAAAGCGAUCAAAUACAGCUGACAAUUGCCAAGUAUAUUGAUAUUUAUAAUGAUCCAUACCUGACAAAUGAUGUUAUACCCAUAGAAAUUAUAUUUGGAACGCUGCUACAGAGGAAGGUAUGGGAUAAAUUAUUAACCAUUCCUCUUGGAAAAACUAUGAAUUAUUCCAGUUUGGCAGAAUCUUUGAAUAUACCUAAAUCAAGAAGGUAG
Hemisphaericaspora subhashii is the source of this 396-nucleotide messenger RNA. RefSeq names its product methylated-DNA--protein-cysteine methyltransferase. The record is from RefSeq and is a predicted model, not a curated record. Bases 1 to 396 code for a protein of 131 amino acids. The transcript has a single exon. Lineage: Eukaryota; Fungi; Ascomycota; Pichiomycetes; Serinales; Debaryomycetaceae.